Metarhizium album ARSEF 1941 is the source of this 1866-nucleotide messenger RNA. RefSeq lists its product as uncharacterized. The transcript is spliced from 2 exons. The record is from RefSeq and is a predicted model, not a curated record. NCBI's taxonomy places the organism in Eukaryota, Fungi, Ascomycota, Sordariomycetes, Hypocreales, Clavicipitaceae. The coding region runs from base 1 to 1866 and encodes 621 amino acids.
AUGGCAUCUACACAGGUUGCGUGUGGAAGGAAGAGAAGUUUGCUGCGAACUCUUGGGUCUCGUCGUAGACACAAAGAUCUUGCAGUUUCUAUGCCAGCCCCGGAUUUCGAUGGAAUCACGACGCCGACGAAGACAAUUCGCGAUGUCGAGGCUGCCGUCAUUCCCAAAGCAUCACCACAUCGACAUUUGAAGCGAUCUGAUAAGAGUGACAAAGGUUCAGUCAAUGGCCACGGUAAAUUUCGUGAUGACGUGACAGCAAGCCAGAAGAUUCGAUCCGGGAUCGUGAACAUGGCACCUAUAAGACCACAGGUGCCUAGUCGAAACUGUGUCGGAGGAGAUAGAAGCCCGCUGUUGUCGCCAUUUGAGAUGCAUCCCGUCAUAAUUUCAACUUCCCAGUCUCCAGAGAAAAGCUCAGUGGCAUCAGUUCCUAAGAGAAGCUCACUCGAGGCUCCCUCUUUCAGCCACAGUGCUGGACAUAACCGCCGGUACACUACAAACUCUGCCCCGCUGGACAAGACUGCGGAGCUCCUGAAACUGCUGGAUACCUCGGCUGCGAGCAUAGAAGAGAGCCUUACAGUGAAGGGCGAGCUUGACCCUCGUGCACAGGCGAGACCGAGACUUGGGAUGCAGGAGGAACUCGAUGAACAGAGUUCUUCGUCUUUACAAGCCCUUGGUGGAUGUGUACACAAGGCGAGCGCGGAAGAGAUUAACAGCAAACUUCGGGAGAUGCUAGCCGCAACAGAUGCUCUCAAACCUGCUACACCGCAAAAAGCUCAAGGUUCGCGAAAGCUAUAUCGUACAGCAAGCGCCAGAGUCUUUUCCAGAAUGUCAGAUGCUAUUGGACGCAUGUAUAAUAAGUCAGCCAGCCCUGAGGUCCGACCUAGAGACGAAGAAGGCACGAUUCGACUGGAGGAGACUGAUAAACCUAUCAGACGGUCGUCAAGUCACGCAAAUGCAAGCCAGCACUCCAUUAGAUCGAUUGAAAUUAGGUUAAAUGAGGGCUCGAACCUUGAUAGGAGAAAAGUUCAACAACUUAUUGGGAGCCAAGUGUUUCGAAAGCCUGUCACUUUGGACAGGAAGCCUGCCUUGUGCCGCCAGUUGGAUGACCAGACCGACAUGCCAGGGUCGAUGAUGCCUGUGGGAAGGCAUGGAAGCAGGUCGAGGUCCAUUUCGCCUUCCACGAAUCCCUUCGAAGCCGAAGAGGAUUUCGAAAAUGAUCUUGAAAGCGGCAUAUUGCAGGCCUCCCCAGGGGGCUGCUCUACGCCACGAAUCUGCAUCAACCGAGGCUCGGGCUCUAGCUAUGGCGAUGAUUAUGAUGGUGACUUGAGCGGAUCGAGCAUUGGGCAAGUUAAUUUGGCCAGGAUAGUUGUCAAAGUUGGCAAAAACGAUGUCGGAAGCCCGCAGGUACGACAGGUCCAUCUCCAGUCUUCAGCAGAUGUAAAGGACUUGUCGCCGAAACCUUGGCAACGAUCCAAACGUUGCCGAGAUGUGCAGCAUGACGACUUUGGAAUUGCGAAAAAACACCCGUCUCCGAGCAAGAGGGAUCUUGAAGAGCUGGAAUUAGCCUUCCAGAAAUACAAGCUCCGCGAAGCAUGUCAUGCUGAGGACGACGCAGACGAGCUGGCGAACAGUCGUGCAUCACUCGGAGACGCCCUGACUGCCAAAGACCCCAACAAGAAACUGCGAGGCCAUGUUGAACAAGGGAAAACUACAAUCAUUCCACAAAGGCCAACAACUAGAACUGUCUCGUCUCGAAUCCCGAGGCCAUCGAGCCAAGUCGGGGAAAGGAAAAGCACGGGAACCAGGCUUGCUGCGGACUGUAGACCAAGGAAUGCAGUCCCGGGGGAGCCAGAUGAACUACUGUGA